Messenger RNA from Pimephales promelas (fathead minnow), 3069 nucleotides. It is a transcript of the gene znf207b, whose product is annotated as zinc finger protein 207, b. Gene Ontology annotation, molecular function: microtubule binding. Gene Ontology annotation, cellular component: nucleus; spindle matrix; kinetochore. NCBI's taxonomy places the organism in Eukaryota, Metazoa, Chordata, Actinopteri, Cypriniformes, Leuciscidae. The record is from RefSeq and is a predicted model, not a curated record. Gene Ontology annotation, biological process: attachment of spindle microtubules to kinetochore; mitotic spindle assembly checkpoint signaling; mitotic spindle assembly.
AUUGUGGGUAUGGUGAAAAGAUAUUAGCGGAGCCGCGCCAUUUUUUGUGUGUUUCCAGCUGAAAACGAGAUUUUCUGCUUAGUGAAGGGUUUGAAUCGUUUCCCUGUCGGAUUACAAUACAGAACGAGUUGUUAUUAAAAUGGGACGAAAGAAGAAGAAGCAAAUGAAGCCAUGGUGCUGGUACUGCAACAGAGAUUUUGAUGAUGAAAAGAUUCUCAUUCAGCAUCAGAAAGCCAAACAUUUCAAAUGUCAUAUUUGUCACAAGAAGCUGUACACGGGGCCUGGAUUAGCCAUACAUUGCAUGCAGGUGCACAAAGAGACAAUAGAUGGAGUUCCUAAUGCAAUACCAGGAAGAACAGACAUAGAACUGGAAAUCUACGGUAUGGAGGGUAUUCCAGAAAAAGACAUGCAAGACCGGAGAAGAGUACUUGAACAAAAGUCGCAUGAGAGUCAGAAGAAGAAACCAAAUCAGGAUGAUUCUGAUGAGGAGGAUGAUGAUGAUGAUGAUGAAGCCGGGCCUUCGUCAUUUCAGCAGCCUGCUGCUCAGCCUCAGGCUGCCUACAUGCCUCCUAUGACCCAGGCAGGCAUCCAUCAUGUUGCUCAUGCCCAAGGCAUGCCACAUGGUUAUGCAGGCAUGCCACAUAUGUUGACUGGUGUCCCACCAAUGAUUCCUGGAAUGCCACCAGUAAUGCCAGGCAUGCCACCAGGCAUGAUGCCAAUGGGAGGGAUGAUGCAUCCGAUGAUGCCUGGCAUGCCACCAGGAAUGCCACCCCAUGUUGCAAGGCCUGGCAUGCCUCCUAUGGCACCUGCAGCCCCUGUCACAGCUCCUGUAAUGGCCAGCAGACCAGCUGUACCUGCCACACAGUCUGUUGCUUCUAAACCCCUCUUCCCCAGCGCUGUGCAGAUGGGGACUGGUGUUGUGAGCCCCAGCGCCGCCCCUGCAAGUGCAGAGACACAGUCAGCCUCCUCUAAGCCUCUGUUCCUUAGUUCUGCCCAAGCGCAGCAGACUGUAUCAGGACCAUCAUCAAACUCUUCUGAUUCUCCUAAAGUGACAUUCCCAGCCUACACCCAGCCUUCCUCCACUCCUUCUGUUGCUGUCUCCUCCAGCACUGUGGCCAAACCCCCUGCCACAGUCACAAGUAAGCCAGCCACCCUCACCACCUUGAGUGCUACCAGUAAGUUGAUGCACCCUGAUGAGGAUAUUUCGCUGGAAGAGAGACGGGCUCAGCUGCCUAGGUACCAGAGGCUAAUCCCUCGGUCUGGGCAGACUGCAGCAGCUGCUGCCUCGGCUCCCCCUACUGGAGCGGUGGGAGGAAUGAUACCUCCACAGCAGCCUGGAAUGAGGCAUCCCAUACAUGGUCAGUAUGGUGGUCCUCCACAGGGCAUGCCUAGUUAUCUGACUGGUGGCAUGCCUCCUUAUGGACAGAGUGCCCCAAUGGUGCCCUCAUACCAAGCUGGCCCACCUGGGCCUCCCAUGGGCAUAAGGCCACCCGUAAUGUCUCCAGGCAGCCGAUACUGAAACAGCGCUGUCGUCCCACUAGGUUUGGAGGUUAAACCUUUUCUCAUCUUGUGCUUUUAAUGUAGCCAAACCAAUGAGCUCUAAACCCACUGCUGAAGAAAAAAACGGACAUUUAAGAUAUGUAAUAUCACACAAAAGCAUUGGAUUCAGCCCUUAAAUAAAGACUUUGCAGAUAACAGCAGUAUCAAUGUUACACUUGAUACAUGUAUUGCUUUUCUUCCUGUUGUGUUUCAUUCAGGUUGUACAAGUACAGUAUAUUAGACAAAGGUUCAUAAUAUAUUGAAGCUGCUGGCCUAACAGUAUCUCCAUGCACAAGGCAAGUUCCCAGUAAGAUUUCUGCUUUUAUCUUAGUUGUGAAGCCCUCACAGCACCAUACUGUGCUGUUGGACUUAACGUCCCCAACAUCAGAUUGGUGAGGGCUUCAGAUCAAUGUUGUCAUGGUGUUUUUUUUUUUUGUUUGUUUUGUUUUUUUUUAACUGUUUGCAUCCAUUUGUUCAGGGUUUAAAUAGCACAUGGGUAAAUGCGUCUUUCUGCAAUUGUUUUUGUUUCCUUUUUUUUUUGCUAUGUUUAUUGUAAUAAAACAUGCUUAAUUUUGAUUUUUUUUCUUCUUGAUUUUGUUUUUGUGUGAGUGUUUCAUGAACAAUGGAGUCUUCAGGCAGGUUGGUUUUCUUGAUGAAGCCAUAAUGACGUUACAGAUACACUUACUCUGUCAAUAACUAAUUUGUUCUGGAAUGUUCAUAUAGGCAUUUAGUCUUAACACAGCAUUAAGAGUAAUUUAUAGUAAAGAAUAAAACUUUAAUCACUCCUUUUAAUAUUUUUAACUGUCAAUUGACACAUUUUUCGCUUAACCUAGUUGCAUGAAUGAGCUUUCCAGAAGUUGGUUUUAAUUGCACCACACAUUUGUCUGACAUGACAUGCUUGAUGUGAUAUUUCUCACUUACCAGUAUUAAAUUGGUACAAUGGCUUGGAAGCAUUUCCUGGUCUGCAGGUAAGACCCGCUGUGUGAAUUAUAUUGCAAAGAAUCCAAUUUUACUGCAUGUUUUUGUAUUUCACCCAUGGGUUUUAGUCUCAUGUAAUGGAUUCCUCACAAGAGGAAUAUGAUGUCUGUUUUAUCAUUUGGGAAAUGCAGGAAAAAUUGCCUGAAGAUAUUUACCAGUUAAGAGUUUGCCAGACUGUCACACAAUUUAAAUUUUUCUCUUUUAGGGUAGCCAACCCUGCUCCUGGAGAUCUAAAAGUCUUGCAGGGUCAAACACAUUUGAACCACAUGUUAUAACCAUGGUGUUUAGGAUUGCUUGAAAUUUCCAGGUGUGAUGGUGCAAUGCUGGAACUGAACUGCAGGAAUUAAGCUCUCCAGGAGCGGGGGUGGCUACCCUUGCUUUAAAUUGACUUGAUUUUACAUUAUAGGUUUUCAUCUUUACUUCCUAAUUUAGGGUUACUUGUUGGAAUACCAAUAAGUAUUGUUAUGAUUGUUGCUCCUGAUAUAGAGUAGAAAGGGAUGUUAUUUUUUCAUGGACUGAUGUUGUGAAAUAAACAACUGUAUUCUAAUUUGA